This is a messenger RNA of Dentiscutata heterogama, 330 nucleotides long. The record is from the annotation of a GenBank genome assembly. NCBI's taxonomy places the organism in Eukaryota, Fungi, Glomeromycota, Glomeromycetes, Diversisporales, Gigasporaceae.
AUGCUAGAAUGGAAUAAAGUUAAAGCACCUAUAUUACUAGCACCCGGCUCACAAGAUUCUUUCUCAUAUCCUACUCAACAAAAUUAUACAUUACCUAAACCCAACGUAUUAAUUUCUAAUAAUGUAGAGAACUUAACCAUUGAUUAUGACAUAUCUAACAUGAAUGAACAUCAAAACGUUGAGUUUAACAGUCAAGAAAAACUUGAGAUUGUUCCUGACUUAUUUGAUGGGGCUACUCAUAGAAGGUGUAGAUAUGCUUGCAAAAAUCAAGGAAUAGGCCAUUCAAAGAAAACAGCUAUUAUAGAGAAUCAAAAACAAUCUCAAACAUAG